Messenger RNA from Pseudogymnoascus destructans, 1206 nucleotides. It is a transcript of the gene YDJ1, whose product is annotated as Type I HSP40 co-chaperone. The transcript is spliced from 4 exons. Gene Ontology annotation, biological process: protein refolding. Gene Ontology annotation, cellular component: nucleus; cytoplasm; cytosol. Gene Ontology annotation, molecular function: Hsp70 protein binding. Bases 1 to 1206 code for a protein of 401 amino acids. The record is from RefSeq and is a predicted model, not a curated record. NCBI's taxonomy places the organism in Eukaryota, Fungi, Ascomycota, Leotiomycetes, Thelebolales, Thelebolaceae.
AUGCAAGUCUCUCCAACAUGCACUGAGGCGGAACUGAAGAAGGCAUAUAAGGUUGGAGCCUUAAAACACCAUCCAGAUAAGAAUGCACACAACCCAGAUGCAGCCGACAAAUUCAAAGAUCUCUCUCACGCCUACGAGAUACUUUCUGACCCCCAGAAGAGACAAAUCUAUGACCAAUAUGGAGAGGAGGGUCUCGAGGGAGGUGGCGGAGGAGGCGGCAUGAACGCCGAGGACCUCUUUUCUCAAUUCUUCGGUGGUGGUGGUGGUAUGUUUGGCGGUGGAAUGGGCCAGCGUGGGCCACCGAAAGCCCGCACCAUCCACCACGUUCACAAAGUAUCUCUAGAGGAUAUUUACCGGGGCAAAGUUUCGAAGUUGGCACUGCAGAAAUCGGUGAUUUGCUCCAAGUGCGAUGGCAGAGGCGGCAAAGAGGGUGCUGUCAAGAAGUGUACUGGCUGUGACGGGCACGGCAUGAAGACUAUGAUGCGCCAAAUGGGUCCCAUGAUACAGCGAUUCCAAACUGUCUGCCCGGAUUGUAACGGAGAGGGAGAAAUCAUUCGCGAGAAGGACAAGUGCAAGCAAUGCAAUGGCAAGAAGACCGUUGUAGAAAGGAAGGUUCUUCACGUUCACGUUGACAGAGGUGUUCAGAGCGGCCACAAGAUCGAGUUCCGGGGCGAAGGUGACCAAACACCAGGCGUUCAACCAGGAGAUGUUGUGUUUGAAAUUGAACAGAAGCCGCAUGCAAGAUUUCAACGCAAGGGCGACGACAUAUUUUACUCUGCAGAAAUCGAUCUCGUCACAGCUCUGGCUGGCGGAAACAUCUUCGUCGAGCAUCUGGACGAGAGAUGGCUCAGUGUUGAUAUUCUGCCCGGAGAAGUUAUAAGCCCAGGCUCCGUCAAAAUGGUACGCGGCCAGGGCAUGCCUUCACAUCGUCACCACGACUUCGGCAAUCUUUACAUCCAGUUCGACGUCAAAUUCCCCGAGAAGAAUUGGACCGCCAACCACGCUGAAUUCGAUGCCCUCAAGUCUAUUCUGCCGCCGACAGUCCAGCCGGUCUUGCCACCUGCGGAGACGAUGACAGAGGCAGUUGAUUUGGAGGACGUAGAUGCAGGCCAGCAAGCACGAGCUGCUGGCCAUGGCAUGAUGGAUGAUGAUGAUGAGGACGGACACCCUGCUGGUGCUGAAAGAGUCCAAUGUGCAUCUCAGUAA